AUGUCCAGCCUCGUGAAGUUGGUGGUGGCCUUGCUCCCUGUUUCCUGGGGCUGCAGCUACGUGGAGAUUGCAUAUCCAGACAGUGGCAAGACGUCCUACCUCAUUCCAAGAACCAUGGAGCUGUGGGACUUGUUCAAUACCACCAAGUACAGCAUUGAUGCAGUUCCGCGAGGUGGUGGGAACAAGUUGGGUUGGCUUGCGCCGAUGAACAUCUUCCACUUUCCUCCAACCUACCAGCCUCUCAAGUGCCCCUUUGAGGGCAUGAACGAGGCUGGCCUGACGGUCUCUGCACUCUAUCUGGCGCAGUCGGUCUAUGAGCAGCCAGAGCCAGGAAAGCGGGCGAUCCCGGUGUUGGAGCUCGUCCCUGCGAUCCUCGCAAACUGCUCCACCGUCGACGAGGCCGUGAAAAUGCUCGAGGCUGUGAACGUCGUGACCGAAAGAAACCCGCACUUUCCAGACGCGGUGCUCAAGACAGCCACUUUGCACUGGGCAAUCGCGGAUCCUUCUGGACGUUCAAUUAUCGUCGAGUAUAUUCAAGGCCAGCGUAUGAUUCAUGAGAACACGCUAAGGGUCAUGACGAACGACCCAGACAUCAAGUGGCAUUGGAGGAACUUGAACACCCGCAUUCACUUGAGCCCAUCUUUUCCGUAUCAGAACGAGUUCAUGCAAGUGAAGGCGGAUGACGAGGUGGGAGUUGUCCCACGUGCAAUGGGCCAUGGCUAUAAUCUCGUCGGCCUUCCCGGAGACACGACUUCACCAAGUCGCUUCAUCCGAUUAUUUUACCUGCGCGGCUAUUCCAUGGAAGCAAUGCCCAUCAAGAGCUUUGACGACGCUGUCGUUUUGGGAACCGGACUACUCAACAAUGUCUGGAUUCCGUUUGGCCCCGCCGCCAAGGAUCCCAGAGCUGGGCCAAGCGACGGUGCCGAAUUCACGGACUAUGGCGUCCUGAAAGCUCCCAAGGAGAAAGUGUAUCUGAUCCGAGCCUAUCGGAACACGCAGUGGCGCAAAGUCGAUCUCAAACGGCUGGACUUCUCCAAGGGCUACACGUGGCCGCUUGAAGAUGGCUCGUUGGGUAUCGUGGACAUCACAGAUGCCGGUAAGAUCACUACUCCCAAACAAUCGGAGCUUUGA
Messenger RNA from Symbiodinium natans, 1131 nucleotides. Lineage: Eukaryota; Dinophyceae; Suessiales; Symbiodiniaceae. The record is from the annotation of a GenBank genome assembly.